AUGAGAAGUACUAGUACUAGUGUUAGUCAAUCACUUUGCUAGUGCUAAUGCAUACAGAUAUUAAACAAAUAUAUUGGCUGGUAUCCAUAAGCCAACAACGAUUAAAUGGAACCGGCCUAGAAAAGACAAUCUAGAAAGGACGUUCGGAUAAGGAGAAUCGGCGCAGAGGAAGCCGGGCUGGCGGGAGGCCAUGGCCACGGCGAAUCGGCGCAGGAAGCGGCGAGCUUCGGGUGGCGGCGUUGCUGGCCCAGCCGGCAGCAGUGCCUGAGCGCCGGUCUCCGCGUCCUUGGGCUCGACUUCGGCUUUGAGGUCCAAGGCAAAUGACGCAGCAGCGACGAGAGCGCGGGUCUCCUCGUCCUCGGGCUCGACGUUGAGGUCGAAGGCCAAUGGCGCGGCAGCGAGGGGUGCGCCGGCUUCCUCGUCCAGUGGCGGCGAAUCCAGUUCAGGGGCUGGAUUGUAUCCCGGCGGCAUGAAGUGCUCCGGGUCCUCGUCGCUUAGCGCCGGCGUCGGCGUUGGCAGGUCCAUGUAUGCGUCUGGACCCAACCCCGGCAGGAACUCGUACUCCUCGAGUUCGGCGGACGGCGGAUCGAAGAUGGCGGCCAGCGGUGGGGGACUCGCGCCGUAGCCCUGCAUUGGGCAAAAGGCGAUGCCCCUGCGGGCAGGGCAAGGCCCGUACCCGUGCUCCGGGCAAAAGGCCACACCGGCGUCCAUGCCGUUGUCGAGGAAGAUCCCCAGUGGUGGUGGCACCAGGGCGGCGUCGAAGUCGUCCUCCUCGCCGAGGAACGGAGCCGCCGGCCUGCCGAGGAGCCAGUCCAUCGGAGGUAUGUGGAACACCGGUUGCAGAGGAGCGGGUGGGGGCUGGGUGCUGCCGCUGGGGCAGCCUGAGUGCCUUGGGCGUUCAUUGCCUGGGCAGCGCGUCCAGUGCGAGGCGCCUGGCGGCGGUUGCCGUGACGACGACCGCCAUGACGACGGCGGUUCCAGUGGAAGGGGCGACGACGACCACCAAGUCCAGAGCGGUGGCGGAGGCCACGGCCGUGGCUGUGGCGGCGGAAACCAGUCCCGCGGCGGUGGCGACGGAAACCGAUCGCGCGGAAGCGGCGGAAUCUUGUCUGCCGGCGUCGUACGAACCUGGGGCGGCGACGAGUCUCCAUCUGGAGGAAACGAGCCAAGGCGGAUGCAAUCGCGGGCAGGUUUCUUGCCAUUUUUACCUUAUGUUCUUUCCUUUCUUCUUCUCCGGUGAUUUCUUUCCGGUGAUUGCUCUCUUGGUAGAAUCUAGCGUGGCUGAUAACGUGUUAGAACUCAAUCUAGAUUGAGAGUAAAACUUGUGAUCUAUUGCUUGUGAGCAAAGCCCUAUUUAUACAUGAGUUUAGGACGCCUUGUAGAGGCGCCUGUUACAAAGAGAUGCCUCUUGGCAUUCGAGAAGGCGUCGUCCGUACUUACGCUUUGGACAUAAUUAACAUGUGCCUAAACUAAUGACAGUUGCUAAUGACGGUUUGCUUCAA
Lolium perenne is the source of this 1502-nucleotide messenger RNA. The record is from RefSeq and is a predicted model, not a curated record. NCBI's taxonomy places the organism in Eukaryota, Viridiplantae, Streptophyta, Magnoliopsida, Poales, Poaceae.